Effrenium voratum is the source of this 699-nucleotide messenger RNA. NCBI's taxonomy places the organism in Eukaryota, Dinophyceae, Suessiales, Symbiodiniaceae. The record is from the annotation of a GenBank genome assembly.
AUGGAUGAUCCUUAUGCGGUGCUUCGGAUCCCAGCCUUCACAGUGCGGAAGGAGUCGGACCUUCCAAAGCUGAAGCAGCGGGCGACCAACCUGGUGAGGCAAUAUGAGAAGGUGAACAAAUUUGACAAGGCCAGGGAGGUGGAGAAGGCAUACCGCCAGGUGAAGGAGAUGGUGGUGAAAAGGGCCAACUGCGCCGGGUCAAAGGCCUUCAACAAGGUUAUGGUGAAUCGCCCUGAGAAGCCAAAGGCUGAGCCCAAGCCGAAGGCUGUAAACCCUGCGGAGGCCCAUUUUCUGAAGGCUCAGGGCUCCGCAAAGGCACCUCCGGCACCUCCGGUCGCUCCCCGCAAGAGCCGAGAGGAGCGGCUCAAAGAGAAGCUAGAGGCGCGGCGUGCGGCCGCCAGCGAGAAGGACAAGCGGGCCGCCGCCAUCCGCGAGAAGCUCGCGGCCAAGCGCGCCCGGAAAGGAACAGAGGAGGGAGCAGCUGCGGGCGCCGAGGCCGGCGCCGAGGCCGGCGAGGCGGGCCAAGGGGCCUCGCCCCUAGAGUUUGCAGCCUCCCCGGAGGAGUCUUUGGCGUCUCCCCCGGAGAACAUGGCCAGUCCGGACAGUGAGGCGGCGAGCGCUCAUGGCCCUACUGACAAUGGCAGCGGAGAGGAGGAUGCCGACAACGGUGAGCCCGCUGCAGACGUGGACUAUUUCUAG